AUGUUGCUUACCAAAAUCGUAGUGGCUCUUCAGCUCUUGCAUUUCUAUAAUGCUUCAGCGCUUCCGGUCUCGCAGUCAACCCAUCUCGUAAAAAGAAUGGAAGAGGUUAAAGCUGUCCAGGAAGCCAGAGAAGCCCUACAAGGUGUUCAAGACGAGGCAAAACUUGGGGGUAGAGUAGGCACUGGAGAGACUGCAGAGGAUUUGUUUCACACAGCUCCGAUAGAUUCCAGACACCGGUCAUUUAAGGAAGGGGACCCGCAUCUUUCUGAGGAACUAGCAGCUGAUUCCGCAGGUGGUAGUCUCAGUUAUGAGCCAGCACUUGAAUGGCAUAAAGGGGCUGCAUCCAGCAAGCAAGAUCCCAUAGAAGCUAGGUCUGACAAAGCAAAGGUUCAAUCGAGAGAUGCGCCAGAGGUAUCUGCCCACGUUUCAAAUGGGCUACCACCGAGAUAUCCUUCCAAGUCUCCAUCCGGUGCGCCCGAAUUAAGAUCCACAGGUUUGAGAGACGCAGCCAAAAAUUACUUUACGGGCACAGCAACACUCGCAAAGCAGAAAAUUUCAAGCAAGGCUGUGGGCGCUCGGAAUUUUAGGCAAAAUGUGGUGGCAUCUCUCGACAGAAAAACGGGAAGAAUCGCUGAAAAGAUAAAAUCAACUCGUGCAGGUCAUCCCAAGCAAUAA
This is a messenger RNA of Puccinia triticina, 675 nucleotides long. RefSeq lists its product as uncharacterized. The record is from RefSeq and is a predicted model, not a curated record. NCBI's taxonomy places the organism in Eukaryota, Fungi, Basidiomycota, Pucciniomycetes, Pucciniales, Pucciniaceae. The transcript has 7 exons. Bases 1 to 675 code for a protein of 224 amino acids.